UGCAGGAGGCCGUCAGCACUCAGGACCUGGAGUUAGUUCAACUGGUGCUGCGUUAUCGGGACUACCAGCGAGCCAUCAAGCGUUUGGCCGGGAUCCCCGUCCUGCUAGAAAAAUUACGGAAGGCUCAAGAUUUCUACGUGGAGAUGAAGUGGGAAUUCACGAGUUGGGUUCCCUUGGUCUCCAAGAUUUGCCCCAGCGACACAUACAAGGUGUGGAAGUGUGGGCAGAACCUGCGAGUGGACACCACGUUACUGGGGUUCGACCACAUGACGUGGCAGCGUGGAAAUCACAGCUUCAUCUUCCGGGGCCAAGAUACGAGUGCGGUGUUCAUGGAGGUGGAUCACAACCGGCAGGUGGUAUACUCCGAAACGCUGGCGCUGGCUACCCACGACCAGGAGACCAUCCUCGCGGCCAUGCAGCCCACCGAGGAGCAGGUGAUGGGGCGCCUGAUGGCCCCCGUGGUCGCCACGCAUCUGGACAUGCGCAAUAUUGCCUUCGAGAGGAACAAGACGGGUAUUUUAGGCUGGAGGAGCGAAAAGACCGAGGUGGUGAACGGGUACGAAGCCAAGGUUUAUGGGGCUUCCAAUGUAGAACUCAUCACCCGGACACGGACCGGACACCUUUCCGAGCAGCACAAAGGAAAAACUAAAGGUGGCAAAACCCCACUGCAGUCCUUCCUGGGCAUCGCCGAACAACACGUGGGUCCCAACAAUGGGCAAGAAAAUGAGUUGCGUUGCUCACGAAGCGUUGCUCACGAAGCAAACUGA
Molecule: messenger RNA, 767 nt
Organism: Pantherophis guttatus
Lineage: Eukaryota; Metazoa; Chordata; Lepidosauria; Squamata; Colubridae
Source: RefSeq, a predicted model, not a curated record